GCAAAGCCGUACGCGCUACCGCACCAAAAAAUCCCGUGCGCGCGUCUGGACCUCGCCCACGAUAUCCGGCCCGCGGCGGACACUACGAAGCCACCGCUCACCUGCAUCCAGACCAAAACCAACCGCCCCACCUUAUCUCUCUCUUUCUCCGUCUCCGACCAUCUCCUCUGUUUGAUCUCUCUCUUCUUUUCUCCGGAUCCUUUCUUCCAUGGAAGCUGCUGCCGUCCUCCGUUCCUUCCAAGGUGGUGUUUGGACAAAGCAACCUUCAGAGUCUUUCUUGGAAAAGCCUGCUGUGGCUUCUGUGUCUAAUGUUGCACUGAAGGUAAAACCAAUUUCUGGAGUUUUAAUGGUAGCUCAGGGCUGGAAGAGGUCAUUCCUGCCAUAUCUAAAAGCCUCAGAGACAAAUUCGGCUCUGACAUCUGAAGUUACUUCAGACAGGAGUUCACAAGAACCAUUGGAGGAAAGUGUGCAGAAUUCAACUUUUCCUAAUGGGUUUGAGGCAUUGAUAUUGGAAGUCUGUGACGAAACCAAUAUUGCAGAGUUUAAAAUAAAGAUUGGUGACUUCGAAAUGCAUCUGAAAAGGGACAUAGAAAGCCCCAGAGCUCCUAGUCCCAGUACUCAUAUUGUGUCACCUACAACAGCACCGCCAAUUCCAAGUGAGCCAAUGAAUGAGUCAGGAGCUGCUGCCCAACCAGCUGUAUCACGGAAAUCCCCUCCUGCAGCUACCAGUCCAUUUGCAAAUAUUUCUUCUGCAAAGGCAUUAAAGCUAGCAGCUUUAGAGGCUUCUGUAUCGAAUGCAUAUGUUCUAAUAUCAUCACCUACGGUUGGUACAUUCCAAAGGGGAGGAACGUUUAAAGGAAAAAAGCAACCUCCAAGUUGUAAAGAGGGUGACAUAAUUAAAGAAGGGCAAAUCAUUGGCUUCUUGGAUCAGUUUGGCAAUGAACUGCCUGUUAAAUCAGAUGUAGCUGGGGAGGUCUUAAAGGUCCUCUACCAGGAUGGAGAGGCAGUUGGCUACGGAGAUCCUCUCGUGGCUGUCUUGCCUGCCUUCCAUGGGAUCGAGUGAGUUGCUUGACAAGCCACAGACUCAAUUUCACGGGUGGUUUUGUCAUCCAUGCGGCCUUGGAUUUGCCAUUUCUGCUUUCUCCAUCCAGCUUGACCGACGGUUAUGUAAUCAUUGAUUAAUUUUAGUAAGACAACAUGGCAACCGAUUGUUAAUUGUUUGCCAGAGAAAUAAAUUUACAGUGUAAUUCAUGUCAGGAAGAACUGCUAUUACUCUCUCUUGCUUGUAAAACGAUGAUGUCAGAACUAAUGGUUUGAGGCUUUUGUCGAUGAGCUCCCA
Molecule: messenger RNA, 1339 nt
Organism: Elaeis guineensis (African oil palm)
Lineage: Eukaryota; Viridiplantae; Streptophyta; Magnoliopsida; Arecales; Arecaceae
Source: RefSeq, a predicted model, not a curated record